AUGACCAUCAUCGAUACCAGGCUGGACCUGCCAUCGCUAUUCAAGAAGCAGGUCCUGGCGACCCCCGAUGCUCUGGCUUUGGAGGAUGAGAAAUCUACAUAUACCUAUGCCGAGCUUGACAAGGAAGUCGAGGCUCUGUCCAUUCGGCUGCGGCUUCGCGGGGUUGGCCGAGACACUUUGGUUGGAGUGCUCUUGCCUCGGAGUGCGCACUACGUGAUUGCGUGCCUGGCAGCUCUUCGUGCGGGAGGUGCCUUUUUGGUCCUGGAGCUUGCCUAUCCCCCGCAACUCCUCGCUGAUGUCAUUGAGGAUGCGAAGCCCGCUGUCGUGAUCACCCACCAAGCAGAGGCUGGCAAAGUGCAGUCCGAUUGCCCUGUCAUUUCCCUGGACCUGGCGACCCCCGAAGAAAACUACGAUCCCUCAGAGUUGCCCCCGUUGCCGGCGGAGGACGAUUUGGACCGAUUGGCAUUUGUCUCCUACUCUUCGGGUACAACCGGUAAGCCCAAGGGAAUCGCGAACCCCCAGAGAGCCCCGGUACUUUCAUACAACCUGAGAUUUGCAGUACAAGAUUUGCAGCCUGGAGAUCGGGUGGCUUGCAAUGUCUUCUUCAUCUGGGAGAUGCUGCGCCCCCUGUUCAGAGGUGCCACAGUGGUUUGCGUCCCCGACGAAGUUAGCUACGACCCCGCCGCGCUAGUCGAUUUGCUUGAAGCCAAGAAGAUCACCGAAACCCUCAUGACCCCCACCCUCCUGGCCACCGUACUUGCACGCUACCCUCGAAUUGCGACUCGUCUGCCAGAUCUACGAACUCUUUGGCUCAAUGGCGAAGUGGUGACCGCCGAUCUGGCUCGCCGCGGUAUCGGCACUUUGCCCGACACCCGCUUCCUCAACUGCUACAGUGCAUGCGAAACACAUGAAAUUGCAUGCGGUGAUAUCCGCGAUCUGAUUGAUACGGAGUCCAAUUACUGUGCGGUUGGUCCGCCUCUUGUUCAGACGUAUAUCCUUGACGAGAAUGCGGAGGAAGUGGAAGCGGGUACUGCGGGUGAGCUAUUUGCAUUUGUUCCUAACAAAUUUGACUCCAGGCCCGGUGCGCUCAUGUACAGAACCGGCGAUUUGGCACGCAAGUUGGACUCGGGCCAUCUCGAGAUCACCGGCCGCGUGGGUGCCAUGAUCAAAAUUCGUGGCUAUUCGGUGGUCCCAGCCAAGGUGGAAACUGAAAUUUACCAGCACUUGGCCGUCAGCCAUUGUGCCGUCACUGCUCAUGGUGAUGGCCUUGAUCGUCAGUUGUGCGCCUACGUCGUGGCCGCUGAGAAAGAUGCAUCUGACACUCGGCCAGUGGUUGAGGUCAAUGAGUCUGGACACAGCCCGUCCGCUCGUCGCGUUCUCGAGCCUCAUCUCGCUCACUACAUGAUUCCAUCCAUGUGGGUUGUUAUGAAGGAACUGCCCACUCAUGAGGUCUCUGGCAAGGUUGAUCUCAAGAGUCUUACUCCCCCUCGCACCCCAAGCCCCAUGGGUGAUCGCGUGGCGGAGAAGGACCCGAUUGGUAUCGACGAUAUCGCGACCAUCUGGGCAUCUGUCUUGAAGAUUACCAAGUCUAACCUGAAGCCCGAGGACAACUUCUUCGAUCUUGGCGGACACUCUUUGUCGUUGGCAGACCUUGCAGGCCGGCUGUCUCGUCACUUCGGCUUCCGUGUCGCUAUUCCUCGACUCGCAGCGAAUGUUACCCUCGCUGGUCAUUUGGAGACUGUGCGUGCGAUCCGAGAUGGCCACACUGCUGCCGUGCAAGCAGAUCUUCCCGCUGUUUUGCUCGCCGAUGCCACCCUUGACGAGGAGAUCAAGCCUCCCGCGAAUGCAUCACUCAAGUCGAUUGCCUCGGCUGAUACGGUGUUUUUGACCGGUGUGACUGGUUUCCUGGGUGCUUUCCUGCUCAGUGAUUUGCUGGAAAACACUUCGGCCAAAAUCAUCUGUAUGGUUCGUUUCAAGGACCCCGAAAUGGACGACCAGGCUGGAGGUGUGGCUCGUAUUCGCCGUAACCUUCUCGACUUUGGUCUCUGGCGAGACUCAAUCAUGGAGCGCGUCGAGGUUCUUCCUGGUAAUCUGUCGAGACCCCACUUCGGUUUGUCGCCUGAGGCAUACGACGAACUCGCUUGUCGCGUCCAAGUCAUCGUCCACGCCGGAGCUACUGUCAACCUUGUUUACCCCUACGCAGCGCUGCGUGCUGCCAAUGUUGGAGGGACUCGCGAGAUCCUUCGGCUUGCAGCCAAGAACGGUGCGACCGUCCAAUAUGUUUCCACAAACGGUGUCUUGCCUCCCUCUGGAGAGAAGGGCUGGCCUGAAAGCACCAUCAUUGAUAUUGAGGAUGUCCCUACCAAGCUUGCCGAUGGUUACGGUCAAACCAAGUGGGUAGCCGAGCAGCUUGUUCUCAAGGCUGGUGAGCGUGGAUUGCCGGUCAAGAUCCAUCGCUGUGGCACUAUCAGUGGCCAUAGUCUCACUGGCUCAGCCAAUGCGUGGGAUCUGUUGACUGCGUUGAUCGUCGAGUCUAUCAGGCUCGGCUAUGCUCCUGAGGUCGAAGGCUGGAGAGCAGAGAUGACUCCUGUCGACUUUGUGAGCAAGAGCAUCAUCCACCUGGCCACACAAACCCAGACAAAUCAAACGAUGUUCCACCUGGGAGACCCCGAUCCGGUAAACAUUCGAUCCGUUUUCGAGAACCUGACCACGCUUGGAUAUCCCACCAAGCCUCUCCCCUGGGACGAGUGGGUAGCUCUCUGGUCCGAGAAGCGAGGCCUCGCCAAGGGUGGAGAUGGUUCAUUCACUGUCGACAUUCUUCGCAGUGGCAUGCCGACUGUGGAGUUCCUACGUGGCAUUGUCGUCCUCGACAACGCCUUGACGAGACCCUUCCGAUCGGCAGUCGAGCGACCCAAGGUGGAUGCGCUGCUGCUAGAAACAUACACUCGCCACUGGUUCGCUCGAGGUUGGCUUCCCCGAGCACCCAUUCGUCAGCAAGCUCUUGCUUCCAAGCCCACUGUUCGAGGGCCUCUGAGCGGAAAGGUCGCUGUCGUAACUGGCGCAUCCUCAGGUAUUGGCGCAGCUGUCGCCUCUGCCCUGGCGAAGGCAGGAUGUGCUGUUGCUUUGGGUGCUCGCCGCCUAGACGCUUUGGAAUCUGUCAAGCGCCAGGUUGAUGUCCACGGUGUCAAGUGCGUUAUUCGAUCCACUGAUGUCACUAGCAAGACCCAGACCGAAGAGCUUGUCAAGGCAGCUAGCGAAGAGCUUGGCCCCGUGGACAUUCUCGUCUCAUGCGCUGGUGUGAUGUACUUUGAGAUGAUGAAGAACACCAACUUCGACGAGUGGGAACGCACUGUCGAUGUCAACUGCAAGGGUCUCUUGAAUGCCCUCGGGACCACCGUGCCCGGCAUGCUUGAGCGUGGCAGCGGUCACAUCGUGGCUAUUUCCUCGGAUGCUGGGCGCAAGGUCUUCCCCGGCCUGGGUGUCUACUCAGCCAGUAAGUUUUUUGUGGAGGCUACACUCCAGGCACUGCGACUUGAGACCGCCGGUGCUGGCUUGCGCGUAACUGCCAUCCAGCCUGGUAACACAGCCACUCCAUUGUUGAACAUGUCCACGGAUACAGAAGCUGUGAAGAAGUUCGGAGAGCCCUCUGGCGCCAGAAUUCUCGAGCCGUCUGAUGUUGCGAAUUCAAUUGUUCACGCUCUUUGCCAACCAGAGUAUGUCUCUGUCAAUGAGAUCCUGGUUGAGCCUCGCGAUGAACCUAUUUGA
Molecule: messenger RNA, 3765 nt
Organism: Penicillium maclennaniae
Lineage: Eukaryota; Fungi; Ascomycota; Eurotiomycetes; Eurotiales; Aspergillaceae
Product: Male sterility NAD-binding
Exons: 2
Coding region: 1-3765 (1254 amino acids)
Source: RefSeq, a predicted model, not a curated record